Molecule: messenger RNA, 4796 nt
Organism: Microtus ochrogaster (prairie vole)
Lineage: Eukaryota; Metazoa; Chordata; Mammalia; Rodentia; Cricetidae
Gene: Thtpa
Product: thiamine triphosphatase
Exons: 3
Coding region: 2645-3319 (224 amino acids)
Biological process (GO): dephosphorylation; thiamine diphosphate metabolic process; thiamine metabolic process
Molecular function (GO): magnesium ion binding; thiamine triphosphate phosphatase activity
Source: RefSeq, a predicted model, not a curated record
CUGGGCAAAGAGCAUCUGUUCCCUCCAUUCUCCUAGCUCCAUCGGCUGCCAACCUAGGGCCAUCGCCUGCCUCCAUCACCCCUUCGCCUGCCUGCCUACCACCCAAUCCCAAAUGGGUACUGGAUCAGGUGCCGAAUCUGGCUGCCUCCUCGGGUACCAGUCACUGCAUUGCUGUGUGUCUGCCACCGCUGCCUGGCACUCAUGGGGCCGUGUGUGUGUGUAUGUGUGUGUGCGCGCAUGUACAUGUACGCGUAUGCAUGUAUUGUAUGUGAGCCUCCUGGGCAUGGGUGGGGGUUGGCAAUGCAGUUGCCACUGUAGCAUCCAACUAGAAGGACAGAAGGAUGGAGUGGAAGAAGGAGGGGAGAGGUGUGGGACCUUGGAGGAGAGGCGAGGGUGCAUGAGUUGCUUCAUGCUGUCUGAAUGCACGCAUUGGUACUGCAGCUGCCACCCUUGUGCCCAUGGAGAUGGGAGGGGAUGAGUGGAGGGGGCAGCGACAGGAGUCCUUGUGCUCGGGGAGGAAGGUGCGGCACACAAGAGCUGUUGGCAUCACAACUGUUGGGCUUGUGCCCAGGUCUGGAGUUAUGGGGACCAGAGGGGCGAGGCGGUAGAGAGGGGAUGUGCUGCCGCCGCUGUCCCUCCAGAAUGAGCUCUGAGAAGUGUUGGACUGGGAAGGAGUUCUCUCUGUUCCAGUCUGGGGAGUGGGGUGAAGAGAGUAGAUGAGAAAGAGCCCAGAACGAAUGAGAGAGGCAGGAGGAGGCUGUACCACUACUACCCAGGGAGAACGUGUUUGGGCUGGCAGUGUGGCCUUUUGAGAGGACACUGGGGAAGACAGCAGGGAAGCUGGGGUGUGAGGGAAGCUGGCACUGCCCAUGGAGCCUGGCAUGGCUCUGGUGUUGUCAGUGCCCCCUCUGAUUUGGUUGAGGAGGUUGCUGUGCCAGGAGUUAGGUGGAGAGAUAAAGGAUGCUUUCUUUGGGAGAAUAGACUCCUUUCUGCCAGGCCCUCCUUCCCAUUCCCUCUUAGGCAUGGAGAGCUGAAUGGCAGACGGAGUACCCCGUGAGGACACAAUGGAGGAAGCCUGCCAUGGCUAAGACCCCCAAGGAAGAAGAGUGGUGAGCCCUGCUGGCCUCCAGCCAUUCCCCCGCGGAAGCUGGCGGUAUCCUUUAGCCUGGUCUGUAUGUACUGUUAUUGCAGGUGUUCACGGAGGGAAGAGUUUGCAUGUAACACUGGGCUGUGUGAUGGGAAGGGUAGCCUUUUGUGGCUCCCAUUUGUACUGUCCCCUCUUACAAGUGUGGCGGAUUUUUCUCCCUGGUGCCUCCCUCUCCUUCCCCUCUCUCUGCCUCCCCCGCUUUUCAUCAUCACCAUCUGGGUCCUACUGCUUGGCACCCAACCAAGUAGAUGCUGCCACAAUUGGCAGUAUUGCAUUGGCAUGUGACCAGUGACUCAGAGUCUGGCACUGCGGCAAACCCAAAGCCGCCAAACUUGUUCAAGAUACUGCUUGGCGGCAAUGAGGGAGAGGGGCCGUGUGCAUGGCGGUGCCAGGCUGGGUGGAGCUCCAAGUUGGGAAACGGCAUAUGAGGUACCCUUCACAGACGGACUGAAGCCCCAUUCGCUAUUCUCACCUCUGCUGCUCUCUGAACGUGACUCUCACGUCUUUCUAACCCCAAGAAGGGGAUGUAAAUGGCACUAUACUGUUUUUGAGCAGCUAGGCAAAGGAAUCUGGAGUACAGAGGGAUGGGGACAUUGUCUACAGCCACAUCUGAAGCCAGUGGCUGUGGACUUGUCUGGGCAGCUAGGACAGGAAAUAAAAAGGCAGGGUAAAAAGGCCCGGACAGAGACUUGGCAGCUAAGCGGUUACUCAGACAGUCCCAAAAAGAGUGGAAGGAGACCUCAGGCUUGGCUGUUAGGGAGUGACUGGGUUUUACCUGUGUAUUUCCUGCUGAUCUCUGCUUGAGAUGAACUAGUCCCCUGUCCUUUGGAAGAAUGAGAAGCACUCUAGAACUGGAGAGGUGAGACAUAGGUAGACAGGAUACCCGAGACUUCUACAAAGACUGAGAUUUUUUGGUUAGGGAUUUCCCAGUGGCACCCCAAAUAGGACCAGACUAACUUCUGUUUUUGAAAUCUAUGCUUGGAAGGAGACCAGGGCCCAGCAAUGAUGGUGAGAGAGAAGGCGUUGCUUUGAAGGACAAUCUCCUCCAGCACCUGUGGUGACAUGCUCCAGCCCUUAAAAAUUUUAACUUUAAGCUGCCCUAUGCAAGAGUCUUCAGUAGCACUGGAUUUCCCCAAUUCCUGGGUAGGCAGAGGCUAUAGGCUAUCAUUCUGGACAAUCUGGAGAAAACUGUGGCUGUGGGUAAAGUCAGAGAGACUAGCUGGCUCUAAGAGAUAAGGCCUGCUCAUAGGAUGUCCAUCCUGGGCGGAGCUGCGCUGGGCUGGGGGAGUUCUGAUCUUGACAUCUCUGGAAGUGGACAGCAGUUUCAGAAGAAGCAGGGUUUCCACAGGAGAAGAGAAAGCAAGAGGUCUUCGGUCAGCACGGUGAGUGGACGGUGCUUAAGAACUGUUUUCUGCUGUUAAGACAGAAGCCGCCGUAAACACACGAUACCAUCAGAUUCUAGCAGACUGGAAGGUUGAAGGUGUCUGUCCAGGUAACAUGGCCCAGAGCUUGAUUGAAGUGGAGCGAAAGUUUACUCCAGGGCCUGACACGGAAGAAAGGCUGCAGGAGUUGGGGGGCACCCUGGAGCACCGGGUCACCUUCCAAGACACCUACUAUGAUACUUCUGAGCUAAGCCUUAUGCGGUCUGAUCACUGGCUGCGACAACGAGAAGGUAGUGGAUGGGAGCUCAAAUGCCCUGGAGUAGCAGGUAUCUCAGGAUCCCACAACGAGUAUGUCGAGCUCACAUCGGAAUCGGCCAUUGUGGCCCAGCUGUUUGAACUGCUUGGGGCUGAGGAGCUUGGGACUGCAGGUGUGGCUGCUGUCUUGGGUUCCCUGAAGCUGCAGGAAGUAGCUAGUUUCGUGACUACGCGAAGUUCCUGGAUGCUGGCCUUGUCUGGAGCCAGUGAAGAGGAGCCGAAGCUCAGAGUGGACUUGGACUCGACAGACUUCGGCUAUGCUGUGGGUGAGAUAGAGGUCAUGGUACGGGAGAAGGGAGAAGUACCAGCUGCCCUAGAGAAGAUCUUCAGCUUCAGCACCCUGCUUGGAGUGCCAGCACAGGAGACUGCACCUGCCAAGCUCAUGGUAUACCUGCAGCGCUUCAGGCCUCUGGACUAUCAGCGCCUGCUCGAGGCAAACAGUUGCAGUGAAGCCACGGGGGACUCGACAUCCUGACAGUUUCUGGGAGCAGGGUUCACUCUCUAUAAGGGAAGGGAACUCUCUGAAGCUGUCAUCCACACCUGGACCCUCCGUGCCCUUCCCUUCCAACAGGGCCACUUUUGUCUCGGGUUCCGCCUGGUCUUUCACCCAUCCUCAGCUGCCCUUCUUUUGAGCCCUCCCUCACUGCCUCCCUCAUCCGUCAGAUGCAAUCUGUGGGCCGCCCCUCUCCCCUGGCCGCUAAGCAGCCUCCAUUGAUUUCCGCUCGUGUUUAUAGGAUUUCCACUUAGCUGUGAUCAGUAGUUAAGCACAGGAAAAUCCCUUGCCACCCCCCCUCCCGUGGUCGAUGCCAUUGAUUCUGCCAGCAGCUCUGAAGCCGCCUUACAGCUGAGUUAGAGAUGCGGGAAGCAGCAGGGAUUCCCCUGCCUUGGGGGGUAGGGAAUAGCAACAAGGCCAGGAACCGGCUGGGAACUUCUGUUAGAGAUCUGGAACUCUGCUGGGUCUGCCACUGUGCCCAGAGGGUAGAGUGCCCUAGGUGGCAGUUUAAAGACAAAUUUGCUCUCCAACCCAGAGACGGAGAGAAAGAAAAUCAUUGUUAAGACAGGUUCCUGGGGUCUCAGGAAGUCAUACAUCCUGUAGAGAAGGCUCUACCCUCGCUCCUACACAUUUUCUUUCUCACCAGGUCAAAACAUGCCUUUCUGCCCUGCUCAGCUUUCAUAGGCUGUCAGUCUCUCAGACUGUGGAGACAAACACAGGGCCAGAGUGCCACCUGCUGUUAGCCCUCAGGGCUUUUGUUCCCAGCUGAGGGUGCAGACGGAUUUCAGGUGAGCUGAGGCAGUUAGGAGGCAGCGUUUUAACAAUCUAGAACUCCACUUGGCUUAAGCCGCGCACACCUCUAUCUAACAGUGGAUGCAUUUGGCACCCUAGGAUCGUGACUAAGUCCCCACAUCCUUCUUACGGCGCAGGCGCACCUAGGGCCCCCACUGUACUCUACUGAGUGGCAUGUGUGUCCCACUUCGAACAAUGGAAUAAGUCUCUCCUCCCCCAACAGCCAUCAAAAACUCCCCUUGGCGGACAGUUUUCAUUCAAACAUUUCAGAACAUAUCCGCGUACAGAAGGCAGGGAGCUGAUUGGGCCUAGCUGGGUUUUGAGCGCAAGCAGAGUAAGGGAGACUGUGUCCUUUGGGUGAACUUUUAAGGAGAAUCCCCUAUUUAUCAUCCUGUGCCUAUGAAGAACGAGGAUAUGAUUAAAAAACCAGAUGCAUCAUGGGAAGGGUCAUGCACAGUGAGGAAAAGCUUACAGAAUCCAAGCCUGUCAAUCAAAAUAGAGAACCACUCAAAUUAUGCCACUUAGCAAUGAACUCCUUCCCCUAAGACCCCAUUAAAGAAGCACCAGGCAAUAACCCUGGGCCCUCGAGUUCUGUGGCCGUUGCUCUUUGCAAUGUAUUUAUGAUUUGUACCACCACCGCUUUUGAAUAAAGCUUCCUUGCUAUUUG